AUGGCUGCCGAAACUCUUGUGCGCCUACCUGCCAGGUACGAUCAUGACCAGGAAUCGAGUGACGAGAGAUUACAAAAGGAUGAGACGGAGGAACAGCUCGAGAAACUUCUAUUUGGAGACUCUGAAGGAUUUUACGAUGCGAUAAAGGAGCAUAAACGGCCUUCAGACGCUUUGGUUCUGCGAGAAGAUUCGGAGGCAGGGGGAGAGGAGGAAGGCGAGAAAGCGGCAGAAGAUGACGCUGAAUCGAUCGACUAUUUCGCGGGUUUGGAUGAUGCCGACUUGUUCGUCUUUGAUACUGGCGCCGGAGAAGCUCCUCAGGUAAUUGAGGACCAGUCGAUUACAGCCCCCGCAAAAGUCUCGCCCGCUGAGAAUAAUCUACUUGAGACGGAAGCUGCUGCUGCAUGGGAGGACAGUGAUGAUGAGCGCAUUGCUGUUUCGCUUGCCGCAAACGAGCGCAUGCGCAAGUUAAGAUUGACAGAAGCCGAAGACGUGGUAACAGGUAAAGAGUAUAUCAGACGGCUUCGAAGACAAUUCGAACGGUUGCAACCUGCGCCAGAGUGGGCAAAUCCGAUAGCUACUAGAGCCGCGAAGAGAAGAAAGAUGGGAGACAGGUCAGAAGAUGAGUCAGUUGCUAGUGGUGAUGAAAUGGUUACAGACUCGGAAGACGAUAUGGAACAACAGCCUCUGGCACGAUUGUUACAAAAUAUUGGCAGCCUUUCAAGACAGGACGAUCUUGCAGAGUCCAAGGGCAAACGGAAACUCCGACAAGAAGUCCUAGAUAUUCAACGAUUAAAGGAUGUUGGAGGGAAUCAGCCUUCCACAAUCGAUUCGCUAACUUUCCACCCACAUUACCCUCUCCUCCUCUCAUCAGGCCCUGCUUCGACCCUCUUCCUUCACCAUGUCUCUCCGCAGUCCGCUGCACCGAAUCCCCUCGUCACUUCUCUUCACAUCAAACGCACUCCCCUCCGCACCAGCGCAUUCCUACCUCCCAAUGGAAAUCGCAUAUUCUUUUCCGGCCGCCGUCGAUAUUUCCAUGUCUGGGAUUUAGAUACUGGAAAGGUCGAAAAGGUCAAUGGUACUGCGGACCGCAGGGAAGAGCAAAAGACCAUGGAAAAUUUCAAGCUUUCGCCGUGCGGACGGUGGAUGGGCCUGGUAGGAAGCACCAGGAAAGGAGGUGGUAUCAUCACGGUUCUUGACGCAAGUACCAUGCAAUGGGUGGCUCAGGUACGCAUCGAUAGUCGCGGUGGCGUUGCUGAUUUCGCCUGGUGGAGUGACGGCGAAGGUAUGUGCGUCGUAGGAAAGAACGGAGAAGUGAGCGAGUGGGACGGCAGAGAGAACCGCAUUGUCGCCAGAUGGGUCGAUGAAGGUGCCGUUGGAACUACAGUGAUAAGCCUGGGAGGGAACUCGGGCAAGCCGCAGCUUGGUGGCGAUCGAUGGGUAGCGAUCGGCAGCUCCAGCGGCAUUGUAAAUAUCUACGACCGGAGACCAUGGGCCGCUGCAGCUGCAAUGGCAGCGAACUCGACAGGAGCAUUGCAAAAGUCUAGUAAAGCAGCAGGAGAGCCGGAAAACACGCAGUUCGGGGUACCGAGGAAUCCCAAGCCGGCACGCAUGCUGGACCAACUGACGACGCCCAUGAGCCAUCUAGUCUUUUCAAAAGAUGGGCAGAUACUUGCGAUGGCGAGCCGGUGGAAGAAGGAUGCGCUUAGGCUAGGUUAG
This is a messenger RNA of Uncinocarpus reesii 1704, 1716 nucleotides long. RefSeq lists its product as uncharacterized. The transcript is spliced from 3 exons. Gene Ontology annotation, molecular function: protein binding. NCBI's taxonomy places the organism in Eukaryota, Fungi, Ascomycota, Eurotiomycetes, Onygenales, Onygenaceae. The record is from RefSeq and is a predicted model, not a curated record. Gene Ontology annotation, cellular component: Pwp2p-containing subcomplex of 90S preribosome; small-subunit processome. The coding region runs from base 1 to 1716 and encodes 571 amino acids. Gene Ontology annotation, biological process: rRNA processing.